Molecule: messenger RNA, 1390 nt
Organism: Zophobas morio
Lineage: Eukaryota; Metazoa; Arthropoda; Insecta; Coleoptera; Tenebrionidae
Gene: Idh3b
Product: probable isocitrate dehydrogenase [NAD] subunit beta, mitochondrial
Exons: 4
Coding region: 82-1224 (380 amino acids)
Biological process (GO): isocitrate metabolic process; tricarboxylic acid cycle
Cellular component (GO): mitochondrion
Molecular function (GO): magnesium ion binding; NAD binding; oxidoreductase activity, acting on the CH-OH group of donors, NAD or NADP as acceptor
Source: RefSeq, a predicted model, not a curated record
AACACGAACUGCCAUUUUUGAGUGACAUAACCUAACCUCUAAACCUCCAGUCUAAAAUUAACAAGAAAUAUUACGCCAACAAUGUCGCUUAUCGCUAGAAACCUAUCCAAAGUCCUAGUGCAAGCCUCCGGGACUGCCACCCUCCGAAGCCUUCACACAACCCUACCAACCCUCAGUGAAACCGGUCUUUCCGAGCGCCCCGACACCCGCAUCAAAUGCACCCUCAUCCCCGGCGAUGGCGUAGGUCCAGAACUCGUUUACUCCGUUCAAGAGGUCUUCAAAGCAGCUGGAGUUCCCGUAGACUUUGAGUCCUACUUCUUCUCUGAAGUAAACCCCACUCUGAGCGCCCCCUUAGACACCGUAGCUGAUUCAAUUGCCAAAAACAGAGUGUGUUUGAAAGGUAUUCUCGCCACGCCGGAUUACAGCCACACAGGCGAGCUCCAAACUCUCAACAUGAAGUUGCGAAACGCUUUAGACUUGUACGCUAAUGUAGUUCACGUGAAGUCACUUCCAGGAGUACGAAGAAGACACGAAGGCAUCGAUUGCGUUAUCAUUCGUGAGCAGACUGAGGGCGAGUACUCCGCCCUCGAGCACGAGAGUGUGAAGGGGGUUGUUGAAUGCCUCAAAAUCGUGACAGCUAAGAAAUCUCAAAGAAUCGCCAAAUUCGCGUUCGAUUACGCCACAAAAAACAGCAGAAAGAAAGUGACUGCUGUGCACAAAGCCAACAUAAUGAAGCUAGGAGAUGGCUUGUUUUUACGGAGCUGUGAGGAAAUGGCUAAAUUGUACCCCAAAAUUGAAUUUGAGAGGAUGAUCGUUGACAAUUGCACCAUGCAGAUGGUGUCUAAACCACAACAGUUUGACGUGAUGGUAACGCCUAACUUGUACGGAAAUAUCGUCGAUAAUUUGGCUUCAGGCCUCGUAGGGGGCGCUGGAGUAGUCGCAGGUGCUUCCUACUCAGCUAACUGCGUCGUUUUCGAGCCUGGUGCGCGUCAUACUUACUCUGAAGCUGUUGGCAAAAACGUGGCCAACCCCACCGCGAUGCUCCUUUGUUCUUCUAAAUUGCUCCGGCACGUUAAUCUUCCGGUGUAUGGCGAUAUGAUAAGAAAUGCGGUUGAUCAGGUCUUGAAAGACGGGAAAGUGCGAACUAAGGAUAUUGGAGGGCAAUCAAGCACUCAAGAGUUUACAUAUGCAGUGAUUCAUAAUUUGAAGUUACCUAGAACAUAGAUAUGUAUUGUUUUUUCUUUAUUUAUUUUUGCGUAUUCUGUGUAUAUUGUAAAUAGGUCCCAAGCUCAGUGAUGAAUACAUAGUACUCAGUAUUUAUUGUAAUUUGACGAUUUGUAAUAUUUAGACAAUGAAACGCUUGAAUAAAAGUAAUGAGAAUCCCGAGAAA